Messenger RNA from Metarhizium album ARSEF 1941, 3117 nucleotides. RefSeq names its product ankyrin repeat domain containing protein. The transcript has a single exon. Bases 1 to 3117 code for a protein of 1038 amino acids. NCBI's taxonomy places the organism in Eukaryota, Fungi, Ascomycota, Sordariomycetes, Hypocreales, Clavicipitaceae. The record is from RefSeq and is a predicted model, not a curated record. Gene Ontology annotation, molecular function: protein binding.
AUGAGCUAUCAGCGUCUGGAAUGGUCUACAGAUAGACUAGCCCGCUCUGAUAGUCUUCGGGACGGUCCUUUACUGCCACCCAAGGACACCUUCUCCUUUGACCUUAAAGAAGCCCUUGAGCUUCCACCGUCCAUUCCAAGCUCCCCGUCUGCUUCUACUAUCUCUGUUCCAACAUUGAACAGAUCCUUUGAGGGUGGACCGCCAGCGGUCGUCAGUAGGCCUCCGCAAUCGCUUCAAUACCAUCAUCAGCAUCAGCAUCAGCAUCAGCAUCAACAACAGCAACAACAACAACAACAACAACAACAACAACAACAACAACAACACUUCGCCCCAUCGCACCUGCAAUCAUCCACUUCGAAUACUGAGCGAUUCACCGCUCCUCACAGGGGAUUCAACAUGACUUCCACAAGCAAAGCCCAGGCGCAAUGUCUUCACCUCUGCUCUGAAGUCGCUACUUCAUGUGACAGGAUUGCGGAAAAGAUGUCCGAGUUCGCAGCCAUUGUCAAGCAAUUCCCGCACGGAUUCGGCCCCUUGGCCCGCGAUCUCCUCGAUACCUGCCAGGUCCUCUUCUACAUCGAGGCGGGCCUCAACGACGCCGCUCGCAACGAUCAAUCCCUUCCUCUUGAUAUGAUCACCGUGCUGGAGAAGAAGUUUCGAGCGGCACAGAUCAACUUCCGUGCUCUUGACCAAGUUAUAGUCAAACUACUUGAACAUGAAACCAAAGGCGCCGUGGGCCGUAUGCGCCGCGGCUUCGGCAAGAUGUUUGGAGAUAACAGUCUCGAGCGUAUGAGCAUUGCUCUAGUCAAGACGCGAGAAGAUUUGAAGAUUGGCGCCGUCAUGUUCCAAUGGAAGCUCGGUGCCGGCAGGAUGGAAAGUGAGCUUGGUAUCGGAUACAUUGGACUUGUCUCUGCCCUAGACGGGACAGAGUUCCAACGCCAUCGCACGGACUCAUUGGUCUCUGAGGAAAAGAGCUCCGUCUACCACAGCACAGUCAGGCUUCCGUCUCAACCCCGAAGUGUCAAUAACGGUUCGAUGAUGACGGCGUCUCCGCUACCUCUUCUGCCACCUAUCCCCAAGGCGGAGCUAUCACCUCACUAUGGCCACGACUACCCCCAUGCAGAAAGCAAUGGCUUCACCUCGGCGUCAGACUACAGUGGCCUCAGCCCCGGAAUGAAGAGGUACACCUCAAGCUCCGCGGCAAGCUCUUACGAAGGGCAACCGUCAAGACGAAUGACGGGCCAAGAAAAACUGAGUACCUUUGAGGAAGGCAUCGAAAACAGCACAGCACUAGAUGAACUUGUGGCCAGUGUGAAGUCUCGCGAGCUAGACAGCCCCAAAGUUCUCCAUCCAGACAGCGAGCCAUUUGGCGUACCCCGACGAAAGCCUCGCACCAAUGUGGACGCAGACAGGCCAAACGUCAAGCAGAUUCUGGUAUCUGCGGUCCAUGCGAGGGAUCAUAAACUUCUCCUGCAGCUUCUUGACCGAGGUGUUUCUCCCGAUACCGGCAUCGACGCUCACGCUCUCAACGAGGCCAUCCUCGCCCAUGACGCCGAGAGCAUUCGCAUGUUGCUACUGUACGGGGCAGACCCCAAUGCCACCGACAAGAACGGUGUAAGUCCUCUUGCCGCAGCGGUUGAGAAGUCAUAUCUAGACGCUGCCAUUGCGCUUGUCAAGUACGGCGCGGAUCCCAACAUGCCUGCCGGCUCUGACUUGGACUCGGCGCUUUCCAUUGCUGCCGGCGCCAACCACGUCAGCCUCACCCAUCUACUCCUGAUGUACGGCGGAAAAGCAAGGCAGUUCAUGUCGAACGGUAACACCGUUCUCAUUGGGUCCAUCAACAAGAAGACCCCAAAGACGCUGAUCGAAUUGCUUCUCAACCACGGCGCCGAUGCCAACGAGAAGAGCAAGGAAGGUAAAAGUCCUCUAUUUGAAGCAAUUACCUGCGGUAGAGCCGACAUCGUCACCAUCCUCAUCGAGCGUGGUGCCAACCCCAACAACCCUGGGCCAAAGCACAUGCUCUGGCCAGCCAUCCAUCAACCCGCAUGCUUGCAGGUGCUCCUCGCAAACAAGGCAGACUACAAGAAGGCCCCUGGUCUCAUGGAACUAGCCACGAGCGUCAACAGCAUCGAGGUCAUCAAAAUCCUCCUGAAGGCGGGCGUUGACCCCAACGCCAAAAAGGAUGGCGUCUACACUCCCCUCUGCACGUCGAUCCGCGACAACCGCCAGGACAUUUUCGACCUCCUCCUACGAAGCGGUGCUGAUCCCAACGUCCCCGCGAGCGAAUACCCCUGUUUCAAGUGCGUCACUCACCACCGAGAGCAUCUCCUGCCGGCUCUAGUCGCCGCCGGCGGCAACCUGAACUCGCCCAAGGGCAUCCUCGAAACGGCCGUAACGUCCAAGAACGGCCCAGCCCUGAAGUGGCUCCUUGACCAGGGCACUGACCCCAACGAGAAGACGCCCAAGGGCCACACCGCGCUCACCAGUGCCAUUCGCGACAACCACGUCGGCUUCGUGGACACGCUGCUCGCGCGCGGCGCAAACCCCAACAUCCGGGGAGAAGACUGGCCCGUGUGCAUGGCCGUCCGCAACCCCGAGAUUCUGAGCCGCCUGCUGGCCGUGCUGGCCGAACCUCGUGCCUUCAGGGGAGUCCUCGAGCGGGCCGUCUGCGCGAAUCAGCUCGAGUCCGUCAAGCUCCUCCUGGCCGCGGGCGUGUCGGUCGAGGACAAGAACGUCGGCGUCUUCUCGCCCCUGACCUCGUCCAUCCGCGAGCUCCACAAGGAGAUCUUUGUGUUCCUCGUCAACGAGGGCAAGGCAGACGUCAACGCCCCCGGCGAGCACCUGCCCAUUGUCAAGGCGCUUCGCCGCUGCGCCACCGAGGCGCCCGAGGUCAUCGACAUACUGCUCGAAAAGGGCGCCGACCCGAACAAGAUGUACAGAGACUGGAACGGGAUCAUGCAGGCCCUGGAGAACGGAGACGCAGGCAUGCUCAAGAAGCUGGCGCAAAAGGCGGGCGUCGACCUCAAGGUCAGGGACGAGAUGGGCAGAACAGUCACCGACAUUGCCAUGUCAAGACGGUGGGAGGAGGGCGUCGACAUUCUACUCGCAAACGCCAAGUAG